AUGACUUUCUACCUCGUCACCUUCUGCUGCGCCUUUGCCGCUCUGGGAUCAUUCUUGUUCGGCUAUGAUUCCGGCGUGAUCUCUUCCAGUAUCGAGCAGGAGGCCUUUGUGCGCCAAUUCGGAUCUCCAACCCUGUCUGAUGCUAUCGCCGGCAGCAUUAUUUCCUCGUAUAUCGGAGGCGCAAUCGUGGGCUCGGUCCUCGCCCCAUACAUUUCGGAUUACUAUGGCCGCAGAAUGGUCCUUCUCAUCGGCGGUCUGCUUGCCACUCUGGGUGCUGGUCUCCAGGGAGGUGCGGUCAAUAUUCCGAUGCUCAUCGCUGGUCGAUGCAUCGCGGGUCUGGCAAUUGGGCAGAUGUCGGCUACUAUUCCCGUUUAUUGUAGCGAGGUCGCCCCACCACAUAUUCGGGGGAUGCUAGCUAGUAUGCAACAAUGGAUGAUUGGCUUGGGGUUUGUGGUUGCUCAAUGGGUGGGAUACGGGUGUUCCCUUCGAGGUGGAGCCUUCUCCUGGCGCUUUCCCCUCUCCUUUCAAGGCGCGCCAGCAAUAAUUCUUAUCUGUGGUGUCUGGCUCCUUCCUGAAUCGCCAAGAUGGCUCAUCGAAAAGGGCAGAGAGGUAGAAGGCCGCUCAGUCCUCGCCCGACUCCAUCUCAACCAAAUGGCAACCAACAUCCCGCUAGUCGAACACGAGCUCUUCCAAAUCCAACGGAGCUUAGCAUCCGAAAAGCAAUCAGUCGUACGAUCCUGGCGUCAACUUAUUCUCUCACCGCGCUGGCGACAUAGGAUCCUUCUAGCCUGCGGUUUGCAAGUAUUCACCCAAUGCUCAGGCACAAACUUAGUCGCAAACUACGGCCCAAGACUCUUCACAGCGCUAGGCCUUACAACAUCAACAUCCCUUAUGGUAAUCGGACUCUGGGGCGCUCUAGCGCAGUUCUGGUACACGGUCUUCAUGCUUUUCAUCGACAAAGUCAAACGCCGGAAAUUACUCAUUCCAUCACUGCUCGGCAUGGGAGCAGCGCUGUGCGUUGAAGCCACACUCGCACGGUACAUUGAUUUCAGCGACCCCAAUGCCAGCCCACAUGCUCUGCGAGCUGCCAUCGCCAUGUUCUUUGUCUUUUCAUUCUUCUUCACGGCUGUUGGUAUGAUCUCCUGGAUUUACCAGACUGAGAUCUUCCCUACACCCAUUCGAGCGCGUGGUUCGGCCAUGGCGACUGCCACAAACUGGAGCGUGAGCCUUGUUUUCACGCAGUGCUCGCCUAUCGCAUUGACGAAGAUUGGUUCCGAUUAUUUUUAUUGCUUUGCCGGGUUCAAUUGGGCAGCAAUGAUUGUUGUUUGGGCCUUUUAUCCUGAGACUGCGGGUCGUUCUCUUGAAGGGGUUGAGGAGAUUUUCUCACCGCAGCUUGAUGAUGGCCAGUCGGAGCGCUCUUUUGUUAACGAGAGCACCCCAGUGGCUAUUACACCGCGCUCGCAUAUUCGACACAAGGGGCUGCAUCCGCUGUCGAUGCAUCCUACUUAUGACACUGUUAGUAUCGGUAGCAGUCACAGUGGGUCUGGGGAUGAGAUUGGAACUAAGGAGGUUUAG
Messenger RNA from Penicillium expansum, 1575 nucleotides. RefSeq names its product sugar porter family MFS transporter. Gene Ontology annotation, cellular component: membrane. The transcript is spliced from 4 exons. Gene Ontology annotation, molecular function: carbohydrate:proton symporter activity. NCBI's taxonomy places the organism in Eukaryota, Fungi, Ascomycota, Eurotiomycetes, Eurotiales, Aspergillaceae. The record is from RefSeq and is a predicted model, not a curated record. Gene Ontology annotation, biological process: transmembrane transport; carbohydrate transport. The coding region runs from base 1 to 1575 and encodes 524 amino acids.